Messenger RNA from Bombina bombina (fire-bellied toad), 2960 nucleotides. It is a transcript of the gene SPIDR, whose product is annotated as scaffold protein involved in DNA repair. The record is from RefSeq and is a predicted model, not a curated record. NCBI's taxonomy places the organism in Eukaryota, Metazoa, Chordata, Amphibia, Anura, Bombinatoridae. The transcript is spliced from 20 exons. Gene Ontology annotation, cellular component: nucleoplasm; nuclear chromosome. Gene Ontology annotation, biological process: regulation of establishment of protein localization to chromosome; double-strand break repair via homologous recombination. Bases 124 to 2817 code for a protein of 897 amino acids.
CGGGUAGCGCGCGCUGCUGGUGCUGAGGGCAAAAAUAAUGUAGAAGGAGGGGUAACUGGAGGAAGGACUAUGUGCCCAACUUGUACACUUUAAGGGCAAUAAGAACACGCUGACUACCCCGCAAUGCCACAGGGGAAGAACAAGAGAUCUGGUGAUAAAAUAUAUGCAUUUUUCCCUGGUGAAGAACCUUGGCACGGAGGAAAAAAACCUGCGUUGGAGCCGGUACUGGAGCCGGUACUGGAGCCAUCGUCCAUCAGCAGAGCUUGGGAGAGAUGUGGGGACGGAUUUCAAAGUGGUCAAGCAGAUGAGGUUCCCUCAUGUUCUGAAAAUAAACCAAAGGCUGUACGUCAUUUGAUGAAAUCCCUUUUAUCUGAGAAAGAAACCUCAGUGACUGAUAGCCCAAAGGAGCCUGCAGUCAUUUUGUGGAGCGACAGUGAUUUGUCAAAUGAUGGGAGCAAAGAUAGCAUUGAAAGAUCCUCUCAGCAAACAGACCAGGUCUCCUACCCAAAUAUCUGUGCUCCUGAGGAGAGUUCUAGUGAAGGUGAUGUCCCUCAGAUCAUUGAUUGGCAGGAAGACAGUGAUUAUGAGGGUGAAGAUGAGAAGUACAGUUUAUUUGAGAUGGCUGAAAGUACACUAGAAAUAUCAGAUUGUGAAUCAUCUACAAGUAAUAUCGAUGGUUCCCAGACGCUUAAGACUACAACUGUGGAGAUAUCAGAAUAUUCCUCGGACAAUUCCCUAGAGGAUACGCUUAUGUCAGCUAGUGGGUCAAAAUUUCCAUUAAAUGAUGAUGGAGGUGCCACUUUAGUUGGAAGAUCUGCAAGUGAUUGGGUAAAGACAGCACAAGCUCUGCUUCAGACACCUGAAAAAAAAUUAGACAAACCUUGCAAGACCCCAGAGGAUUCAGCCAAGAAAAAAAGAAGGUUCCUCAGGGGAGGCUUAGCAGAGAGGCUCAACCGGCUACAGAAUAGAGAGAGGUCUGCAGUUAGCUUUUGGAGGCAUCAGUGUGAAUCUGAAUGCAAGAUGCCUUUAGGUUCUAAACCGGGAACAUUGACAGUAAAGAUAAUUGAGAUUCAUGAGGAGUGUUUGAUGCAGGUUGCUCUGUGCCAGCAGUUGACACCUGAUGAAUCAUUCUUUACAGGCAGUCCUAUAAAGGUUCUUUUUGCUCAGCAAACCGUGGCGCAUCUCAGACCAGCACCAAAUGACAUCAUUCAUAUCUCUACACCCUGGCAAAAGCUUACUCUUCAAAAUGAAAACAUAUCUGUCAUCUUGAACACACACUUUAGCCAAAAAAAUAUUUUGAAUCAGAACGAGGAAGCAAAAAAGAGAACAUACUGUUCUGAGGUAUCAACUGUAAAAAGAAAACCUGUAUCAUUGUCUUGGAUAUUUAAGAUUAAUGACAUUGGAUUUAAAUGUCAUUCUGACUCUGUAGUGAAUCGGCAGACUUAUAUCAAUCAAGGAAAACGCUGUUCAUCAUGUCCUACCAUAAAUGACUCCCUGCUGGACGUGAUAGAAACCCAAGGUGCUGCAGCAUGGAAAGGAACUUGCAGAAGUAUUGUUGUCCAACGUAUUUACUGCCUUCCCAUCAAGGAAAGUCGCAUUCUCCAAGGAAGCAGUAAACAAGUUUCCACCCAAGAAAUGUCAGGAUGCAGAUUAUGCUUUCUUAUCCAGGAUGCUUAUGGGAUAUUCAGUGAAUUGUACUUACAGUCUUCAAUCUCUUCUGCUGAUGAUCUUGAGCAAUACUGUAAGAAAUGGGAAGGAAAAAUGUGUCGUCUCUCUGGCAUGAAAAUCUUACAGAGGACCACUAGGGCAAGGGCCCCAGGACUUUUCAGUCUGAUUGACAGUCUCUGGCCUCCUUUGGUACCUGUCAAGGUUCAUGGACAAAGUCAGGCACAGAUGCAGAGAAAUCUUCCAGCUCCUAGCUUCUGCUACCUUCUUGCUGCAUAUCAUGAUGAGGGAAGUGAGUGUAUUCAAGUAGAAGCGGAUACCUGUGACUUUUACCUGCCACCUGUUGUGCACAGUCUUAGAGAUGUUCUCCAGGUUGUUAGUCCCAGUCAGCGCUGCACAUUUUGGGGAACAGUAAUCUACAUGAGACCUGAGCAGAUCCAGUAUGGCCUUUCUUCCCAACAAGAGAUUAGUCUGUUUGUGACUGACACAACACUACAGGAGGCACAAGACUGUCCUAGAACUCUGCCUGUGUAUGUCUCCCCCUCCUGUGUACUGGACAGUAGACUUCUACAGCACUUCACAAAAAAGUCACGCUGUGCUAUCUGCUUUAAGGAUGCAGUCAGAGAAAAUGGCAAGAUCAUUUGUGUUGAGCGCACCGUUCUCUCAUUACAAAACCCCCUUUUAUCCGGUGCUUCUGGCGUUAAUGAGCUGACUGACCCUGUUAAACUGGAUGUGUUGGAUUCCACGACUCAGGUGAACUCACUCUGCUCUGUAAAAGGUGUUGUUGUUGGCGUUAAUGAGAGAACUGCUUUUUCCUGGCCAGUGUGUAAUCAAUGUGGGAGCAGCAAACUGCAGCCUGUGGAUGGAGGGACAUUUUUUUGCAGACAGUGUACUCAGGCUUUAAACUCUCCAGUCAUGAAGAUGAAGCUGGAAGUAUUCCUGCAAUGUUCAACAAGACCGCAAUGCAAAUUAAAAGUCAAGCUGCAACAAGAAACCAUUUCUCACCUUCUGUUGUUUUCUUCCAGUGAAGAUGGGCGUUAUGAGGUGAACAGCGUUCUGGGAAGAGAGGUUGGAGCACUGAAUUGCUAUGUCCAAUCAGUAAAUAACACUGUUGGGUUGGAAGAAAUCUGUAUUCUAAACACAGGAAGCUGAAAGAUGUGUCAGCUGUUUAAACCACACUGGACUUUGUCAUUUAAGUUAUUAGUUAACUACCUUCAGCAAGAUAAUGUUUUAAGCAGAUAUUGUAUGCAAUAAAAUUGUUUAUUAAAUUGAAUAAAGUUAAUACAUUACCCAGG